AUGGCAGAACCCGACGAUGUCGAGGAAGAUCUCUUUGCAGAUCUCUACGAUGCGGACGAGAACCAUGGUUCCAGCAAACCUGCUGCUCCACCUGCAGCACAGACUGCCGCAAUCGAUACAGUAAUGAAAACGAGUGAGGCACCAGGCUAUGGCGAGGAACCAGAGGUAGCCUACGACCCUACGUCCUUCGACACGGAACCUCCGGGCCAGGAUGAACCCACCAACGGUGCUCAUAGUCCCAAGCAAGCCCAAGAUUUCCACGAGAAGCCAUCGCAACCCGAGGUCUUCAACGUCAAUAUGAAAGAGGACGGGUGA
Messenger RNA from Fonsecaea nubica, 315 nucleotides. RefSeq lists its product as hypothetical. The coding region runs from base 1 to 315 and encodes 104 amino acids. The transcript has 2 exons. NCBI's taxonomy places the organism in Eukaryota, Fungi, Ascomycota, Eurotiomycetes, Chaetothyriales, Herpotrichiellaceae. The record is from RefSeq and is a predicted model, not a curated record.